This is a messenger RNA of Penicillium samsonianum, 1353 nucleotides long. RefSeq names its product putative transcription factor TFIIE complex alpha subunit. Gene Ontology annotation, cellular component: transcription factor TFIIE complex. NCBI's taxonomy places the organism in Eukaryota, Fungi, Ascomycota, Eurotiomycetes, Eurotiales, Aspergillaceae. Gene Ontology annotation, biological process: transcription open complex formation at RNA polymerase II promoter; transcription initiation at RNA polymerase II promoter. The record is from RefSeq and is a predicted model, not a curated record. The transcript has 3 exons. The coding region runs from base 1 to 1353 and encodes 450 amino acids.
AUGGAACUUUCAAAGACGCUUAUCCGAACUGUGGCACGUGCCUUUUACGAGACCCGUCACAUCUUGGUCGUCGAUGCGCUCUUCCUACAUUCAGUCCUUCACGCUGAGGAUCUCGCCUUUUUGAUGGGAAUGCAACAGAAAGAUCUUCGCAAGCUUUGCGCUAAGCUCAGAGAGGAUCGUUUGAUCGGAGUGAGCACACGCGCCGAGAUACGUGAUGGAUCUACUCGCCCAGUCAACCGCGAAUACUAUUACAUCCCCCUACAUCCGGUUGUCGAUGCGAUCAAAUUCAAAGUCUCCAAGUUGACAGCCAUCAUCAAGUCGCAGUACACACCGAGCGAGGAGCGCAAGGAAUACAUUUGCAUACGAUGCAAAUCGGAGUGGACCGAACUGGACGUACUGAGUCUGGUUGGAGACGAAGGGUUCGAAUGUCAAAAUUGCGGCGCCAUCCUGGAACGGACGGAGGAUGUCAAGGGCGCAGAAGGGAUGGACCGUACGGGCCACGAGAAAAACAGUAAGCUUAUGGCACAGCUCGACAACAUGCUCAAACUGCUCAAGCAGAUUGAUUCGGUCGAAAUCCCGCCGAAUGACUUUGAAACAGCGUGGGAUCACAAGGUGGAGGUUAUCCGAAACCAGAACACACACCCCGUCCGCGCCGCGAUUGCUGUUCCACCCAAGGCCCAGGAUAUCACACGUCCCAAUGCCAAGACGGAUGCCGCUGCACUGGAGAUCUCUCUCACCUCAAGUGAAGAGAAGAGUGCCGCCGAACAGGCUGAUGAGGCCGCUCGCAAAGCAGCACUUGAAAAGCAAAACGCACUUCCGGUUUGGCACACACAUUCUACGGUUAAUGCAGCCCAGGCUGGCAGUUCCCAGGUGAAGACCGAGGUGGGCACUGUGGUGAAGCCUGAGCUCGCGGAUGAGGACCAAAAACCCAGUGUGGAUGCCCUGGACGACAAAGUCGCCGCCUACUACGCUGAAAUGGAGCGCGAGAAGGCACUGCAAGCUCAAGCAGAUGCCAGCAGUGCAGACGAUGACUCAGACGAGGAAGACUUUGAAGACGUUGAGGGAAUCUCCGGGCCAAGCGGACCGGGUACGCCCGCCAUGGCUGGUGGCGUUACAAGUGUCCCUACUACAUCUUCUGGGGGUGCUGGCAUCAAGCGUGAACUCGAACCGGUUUCCAGUGCCCCUCCAUCCUCUGUUGGGACUCCGUCUACUCCUGCCGAUGAUGGACCUGCGGCAAAGAAAAUCAAGGUCGAACCUGAUAUCAAGCCUGAUCCUGAUGCCAAAAUUGAGGCCGAGGUCAAGAAGGAGGCUGAGGAGUCUGAUGAGGACGAUGAGGAAUUUGAAGAUGUAUAA